Diospyros lotus (date-plum) is the source of this 1359-nucleotide messenger RNA. RefSeq names its product palmitoyl-acyl carrier protein thioesterase, chloroplastic-like. The coding region runs from base 184 to 1359 and encodes 391 amino acids. The record is from RefSeq and is a predicted model, not a curated record. Gene Ontology annotation, molecular function: acyl carrier activity; fatty acyl-[ACP] hydrolase activity. Gene Ontology annotation, biological process: fatty acid biosynthetic process. The transcript is spliced from 6 exons. NCBI's taxonomy places the organism in Eukaryota, Viridiplantae, Streptophyta, Magnoliopsida, Ericales, Ebenaceae.
ACCUUAAUUAAUUGGGUUUUCCCCUUCCUUUCCACCCAGUUGUUGGACCUACUCACAAUUUAGUUUUCUUCCCUCAGAACGAAGUAACAUUAGCUAAGAAGCUACGGAAACCAGCUUUCUUUCUUUCUUUCUUGACACUUCAUAAAAACUGUUUUUACUUUUCUUCUCCUUCUCCCACUCUAAAUGAAUGACAUCCUAGCAAUGAAAUCAAUGGCUUCAGCCAAGACUGUAAGUUUUGCCUAUCCGGAGGACUUGCUCAAGGCCGAGAAUAUGAAUGCUGGAACAGCCGUGCAGGGUUUGAAGGUGGGUUUUUGUGGGUUGAGCAAUCCUGCAGGAAAGGCUAGGCUGAGCUUGGUGGUGAAAGCGAAUGCCGGAAACCAUAAGAGUGUGGACAUGAUCAAUGGGAGGAAGGUUAAUGGGAUUGCUCCUGGCCGGGCUCCACAUUUGGGCACUAAUCAAAGAAGCGUCAAUGAGGCUGCCCAGGCUUGGCUCCAUGGCAGAUUUGUCGAGGAUCGGUUUGUUUACAGGCAGACAUUUGUUAUCAGGUCUUAUGAAAUCGGUCCAGAGAAAACUGCUACCAUGGAAACUCUGAUGAAUCUUCUUCAGGAAACAGCUCUGAAUCAUGUAACGAGUUCUGGUCUUGCCGGGAAUGGCUUUGGUGCAACAAGAGAAAUGAGCAUCAGGAAACUCAUAUGGGUAGUCACACGCAUACAUGUUCAAGUCGAAAAGUACAGCUCCUGGGGAGAUGUGGUUGAGAUUGACACCUGGGUUGAUGCAGCAGGAAAAAAUGGAAUGCGUAGGGACUGGAUAAUUAGGGACUACAACACCCAAAGAAUCAUCACAAGAGCAACCAGCACUUGGGUGAUCAUGAACAGAGAAACAAGAAGGUUGUCCAAGAUCCCAGACGAAGUCAGAAAAGAGGUCCAGCCCUUCUACCUCGACAGAAUUGCAAUCUCUACCGAGGAUGUUGACAGCGAAAAGAUCGAGAAACUCACCGAUGGAACCGCGGACCGUGUUCGAUCAGGCUUAGCCCCCAGAUGGAACGACAUGGACGCCAACCAGCACGUAAACAACGUAAAAUACAUCGGAUGGAUCUUAGAGAGCGUGCCGAUUGACGUGCUGGAAGACUAUAAUCUUACAAGCAUGACGCUAGAGUAUCGACGCGAAUGCCGGCAAUCUAAUGUGCUGGAAUCCUUGACGACCACGAAACCGAAAUCAGCCGAAGAAUCAUCAGGAAGUUGCAGAGAUGGCGACAGAGGAGACCUGGAAAGCACGCAUUUGCUUCGAAUGCAAGCCGACAAGGCGGAGAUCGUGCGAGCGAGGUCGGUGUGGGAGCCCAAACCGAAUUACAUGAUUUAA